AUGUUUACUGCAGACGCUGGGAAUGAUGUGGGCAACAAGGGACACAGAUCCUGCUUCAUUACUCUCUUCGUCUUCCAGCAUUCAAGGUCAACUCUUGUCAAAAGUCUGGGGCAAGAGGUAUUAUCUGUGGCCAGUGGACAGAAGAAAGCCAUCGGUCAACCUCAUGGGGCAGAGCUGAGCUCAGAGGCCAGGAGGCCUCUGGAGAAGGAGGAAAGCAGCCUGAUGAACAAAGCCUCCAGCUAUGAGAAGGAGCUGCAGUUGCUUCGGCAGGAGAACCGGAAGAGCAUGCUGCUGUCUGUGGCCAUCUCUCUCCUUCUGACCCUCAUCUACGCCUACUGGACCCUGUGA
Messenger RNA from Lipotes vexillifer (Yangtze River dolphin), 348 nucleotides. RefSeq names its product coiled-coil domain-containing protein 167-like. The record is from RefSeq and is a predicted model, not a curated record. The transcript is spliced from 2 exons. NCBI's taxonomy places the organism in Eukaryota, Metazoa, Chordata, Mammalia, Artiodactyla, Lipotidae. Bases 1 to 348 code for a protein of 115 amino acids.